Molecule: messenger RNA, 2060 nt
Organism: Suncus etruscus (white-toothed pygmy shrew)
Lineage: Eukaryota; Metazoa; Chordata; Mammalia; Eulipotyphla; Soricidae
Gene: CPOX
Product: coproporphyrinogen oxidase
Exons: 8
Coding region: 1-1896 (631 amino acids)
Cellular component (GO): cytoplasm; mitochondrial intermembrane space
Molecular function (GO): coproporphyrinogen oxidase activity
Source: RefSeq, a predicted model, not a curated record
AUGGAAUACUACUCUGCCAUUAAAAAUCGUGCAAAUGUGAUUGUUGGGACAAAAAUAAAUGAACACGGAGGUAAUGACAUCAAGCCUGUGUUGGGCUGGAGGAGGAUUUCUGGCCAGAGGAUACAUCUGACUCCUCCUUCUUUGAAAGUCUCCAGACUGCUCGCAGAGCAGAAGAGGCUCUUCGGAGGGAGGGAGGGACUUGUGGAGGCACAGGAACACUGCUGGCUGGGGAGCGCGGCGGAUUCCUUCUUUAUCGCGCGCUGGCCAGCGCCCCAGCAGGCGACCUGGCGAGAGGCGCCGGGAAAGACUACAACUCCCAGCGUCCCCCGCGCCCUCCCGUGCGCCUCUAAGAAGCCGGUCCUGGCAGUCGCUCCCUUCACUUCGCGAAGGUUCCCCUUCUCUAGAGCGCGGACUCCCUCCUUAUCGCGCGGGCCAGCGCGGGAGACGAGAGGCGCCGGGAAAGACUACAACUCCCAGCGUCCCCCGCGCCCGCCCUCCCGCCCGCGCGCCUCUAAGAAGCCGGUUCCGGCCGUCGCUCCGCUCACUUCGCGAAGGUUCCCGCGGAUCCCCGAGGGUCCCCCUCGGCGACAGCGGGGGCGCAUGGCGGCGUGGCACCUGGGCCGGCUGGGCGCAGGCGCGUGGGGGCGCGCGGCCGCCCGCGGGUGCCGGAGCCCGGGCGCCGCCGCGGCAGUCGCGCCUCCGAGGCGCGCGCUGGGGCUGGGGCCGGGGCCGGGCCGGGCGGCGGGCGGCGGCGCGCGGCUGCGUCCCGGGCUGGCGGCGGCGCUGGCGGGGCUGGCGGGGCUGGCGGCCGCCGCCUGGGGCCGCGCGGAGCGGGCGGAGAUGGCGGCGCGGAGGCCGGGGGAGAAGGAGCCGGCGGGGGAGGACGACGACGACGAGCUGGGCCGCCGCUGCCGCCGCUUCAUGGCCGCGCCCGUGACGGAGCUGCGCGAGCUGCGGGCCCGGCCGGGCGACAUGAAGACCCGCAUGGAGCUGCUGGUGCUGGAGACGCAGGCGCAGGUGUGCCGCGCCCUGGCCCAGGUGGACGGCGGCGCCCGCUUCGCCGUCGACCGCUGGGAGCGCAAGGAAGGUGGAGGGGGCAUCAGUUGUGUCCUGCAAGACGGGCAUGUUUUUGAAAAGGCUGGCGUGAGCAUUUCCGUUGUUCAUGGAAAUCUUCCUGAAGAAGCAAUAAAACAAAUGAGAAGCCGGGGGAAAGCUCUGAAGACUAAAGAUGGAAAAUUGCCCUUUACUGCUAUGGGCGUGAGCUCUGUUAUCCACCCAAAGAAUCCUCAUGCUCCUUCUAUCCAUUUCAACUACAGAUACUUUGAAGUAGAAGAAGCUGAUGGCAACAAACAGUGGUGGUUUGGUGGUGGAUGUGACCUCAGUCCAACAUACUUGAACAAAGAAGAUGCUGUCCAUUUUCACAGAACUCUAAAGGAAGCUUGUGACCCACAUGGUCCAGAUCUCUACCCCAAAUUUAAAAAAUGGUGUGAUGAUUACUUUUUUAUAAUCCAUCGAGGAGAACGGCGGGGCAUUGGUGGCAUUUUCUUUGAUGACCUGGACUCCCCCUCCAAAGAGGAGGUGUUUCGCUUUGUGAAGAGCUGUGCCCAGGCUGUGAUUCCUAGUUAUAUUCCCCUGGUGAAAAAGCACUGCAAUGACUCAUUCACCCCCCAGGAGAAGCUAUGGCAGCAGCUCCGGCGAGGACGGUAUGUAGAAUUUAAUCUGCUGUAUGAUCGGGGCACAAAGUUUGGGCUCUUCACUCCAGGAUCCAGGAUUGAAAGCAUCUUGAUGUCUUUACCUCUAACUGCCCGAUGGGAGUACAUGCACUCACCCUCAGAAAACUCCAAAGAAGCUGAAAUUCUGGAAGUUCUGCGCCACCCAAAAGACUGGGUACAUUGAUGCAGGCAGAGUCUUUGGGGUUUAGGGGACACACCAUGUGUUUUCCUGUUCUUUUAGUUGGGUUUGUUGCCACUGUGUGGCACUUCCUUAUUUGUGCCUUAGAUUUCUAGGCUUCUCUCUGGGGCCCACUAUCUCCUGGAAAGUGUUAUUAAGUGUUUGUUUUU